Messenger RNA from Funneliformis geosporum, 411 nucleotides. The record is from the annotation of a GenBank genome assembly. NCBI's taxonomy places the organism in Eukaryota, Fungi, Glomeromycota, Glomeromycetes, Glomerales, Glomeraceae.
AUGUCUUAUGCUGAAGUUGCUAGGAGUGAUCCUUCAGAAAAUUUAGAAGCCAAUAUUGUAAUCAAAAAUGAUGUACCAAGGAAAUACCAUCAAGAACAAACCACCGAAGAUAAUUACUCGGAAAAUCGUGAUGCAACUAAAUUCGAUAAAGACUUUAUCAAUGCUCGAAAAGAAGUAAUUAACUUAGCAAAACAGACGCAAAUUGAUGAUGGGAACCCACGUAAAAGAUCAACAAGAGGUGACAAUGAAGUUUCUAAAUUGUCAAAACCUGUUGUAUUUCUUGCCGUAGCUGUUGAUAUCGCUUUAGCUGGUGUCUUGGUUGGUUGGGUAUAUAAAAAACCUACUAUUGAUAGAAUUAAAUUGGGUUUUAGUACUGUUGGUUUAUCUUUAUUUUAUGGAUUUCAAUGGUAA